This is a messenger RNA of Sesamum indicum (sesame), 717 nucleotides long. The record is from RefSeq and is a predicted model, not a curated record. NCBI's taxonomy places the organism in Eukaryota, Viridiplantae, Streptophyta, Magnoliopsida, Lamiales, Pedaliaceae.
AUGGAGGAGGUGAUCGAGGGGGGACCGUGGCUAUUUCAAGGACAGCCAAUAGUUCUCCAGAAAUGGGAACCAGGGAUGGCCAUGAGGAAACUGAAAGAUACACAAGCACCCGUUUGGAUCAAGCUGAGGCACCUUCCAAUGGAAUUUUGGACAACAUAUGGAUUGAGUACUGUUGCGAGUGGAGUGGGAAAGCCACUUUAUCCAGAUGCGAUAACUAGAGCAUGCACGAGACUGGACUUCGCUCGAGUAUGCGUGAUGGUGGACGUCUCACAAAAUUUACCAAAUCAUGUCAUCAUCAUGACUCCAGAUGAAGAUGGCGGGGAGACACCAUGCAAAGUGUAUGUCAAAUACGAAUGGCUCCCACCAAAAUGCUUGGAUUGUAUGACAUUGGGGCACUCGGUUAUGGAAUGUCCACUUAAUAAAUCCAAGAAAACAACAAAACCACCAGUGGCUGUGUAUGUACCAAAACCUUUCACCGCCCGGGCACCAACCGAACCCGUUAGGGUACAGACAACAAAACCGCGUAAGGACUGUGAGGUGGUUGAUGGAAUGAAGGAUGGUGAUAACCCUGCUGAAAGUAAUGUUACCAAACAGGAUAAUUGGGGUAAGGAAGUGGUCAUUUAUAAUGCGUUUGAAGCUUUACAUUUUAUUGACAAUACAGAUGAGCAAUCUGGGGGUCCUAAUACAAGCAGCCCCAUAGGAUGUGACCCAUGCUGA